Molecule: messenger RNA, 1099 nt
Organism: Cyprinus carpio (common carp)
Lineage: Eukaryota; Metazoa; Chordata; Actinopteri; Cypriniformes; Cyprinidae
Product: tumor necrosis factor receptor superfamily member 14-like
Exons: 6
Coding region: 1-633 (210 amino acids)
Biological process (GO): positive regulation of peptidyl-tyrosine phosphorylation; defense response to Gram-negative bacterium; positive regulation of cytokine production involved in immune response
Cellular component (GO): external side of plasma membrane
Molecular function (GO): protein binding
Source: RefSeq, a predicted model, not a curated record
AUGGUUCCCUACAAGAAAGCUAUAUUUAUACUUAUUGUUCCUCUUAAGUAUGAUCUUUGUUAUUGUGAAUGUGCUCGUGCAGAGUAUAAGAUAGACAAGCAGUGCUGCCCAAUGUGUUCCCCUGGAAACCAUGUUCGUUGGCACUGCACAGAUGACACCAGCACAACUUGUGUUCCAUGCCCUCAAUUAACUUUCAUUGAUGAACCAAAUGGCCUUGUGGAAUGCUUUCCCUGUACUGUAUGUGAUGCAGACCGAGGUUUAAGACUGAGUGAAGUAUGCACUCGAUCAUCAGAUACUCCACUUGAGACACUCUACAGAAUCUACAAAAGUACUGGCUCCACAGAUACUGUAUGUGCUGAAUGUACAGGUGACACAUAUUCAAAUGGAUCUUUCUCAUCCUGUUUACCACACACAAAAUGUGAGGACAUGGGACUUACUGAAACAAAUCCAGGAACACAUUCAUCUGACACCAAAUGUGGAAAUCCCUCAACAGCUGUAGCAAUAGUUGCCUCAAGUAUUAUAGUUGCUUUAAUAAUAAUUCUAGUAAUAUUUUUUUUAAUAUUUAAACACAUUCGGAAGAAGAAACUAUCAAAAAGUGCAGGUAAGCUUUAUUCAUUUAUUUUUGUAGUAUGAGAUCCAUAGUUUUUUUCUAUAAGGGAAUUUUCUAUGAAAAUUCAACAGUCAUUUAAGGCUGGGACACUUUAAAUCAUUCAUAUACACUGUAUAUUGCAGCACUUAAAAAUGAUGGUGAUGAAGAAAGAAAAAACUUUUUUGUAGAUAACAGUUGUGCUGCUCAAUAUUUUUGUGGAGACUGUGAUAACGUAGCAUUCAGAGAUUUGGGGUAAGUAAGAUUAAAAAAGAAAAGACAUUAAAAAAAUAUGAUUUUUCAAAUGAAUUCUGUUCAUUGAAAUUUCUAUACAUCAAAUUAACUUGAAAUAAUUUAGAUCAGGGGUUCCACAAAAAUAUUCAGCAGCAAAAACAAUUUUUAACGAUAAUAACAACUAUUAUUAAUAUCAUAUUAGAAUUAUAAUAGAAUGAUUAAUGAAGAAUUCAUAAGAAAUUCAGCUUGGCCAUUACCAUUUUAAAAUACAUUAAAAUA